AUGACUUCGUUUUCAGUUGUUCAUUCAUUUAUAGUCAAUCCUAAUAUUUCAUUAAAUACAGGAUCAGCAGAGAAUAGCUUGACUGUUGCUGGAGGGUACGGGCUAGGCAGUGCCAACAAUGAAUUCUGUUUCCCGUAUGGUAUCGUAUUUGAUGAAAAUCAAACAACGAUCAUUGCUGACUGGGGCAAUCACCGUAUCGUCCAAUGGAGGAUUGGUGAUACGAAUGGUGAAAAAAUAGCUGGUGGUAAUGGCCAAGGGAAUGGCAGGAAUCAAUUGAAUUGUCCAACGGAUUUGCUGAUUGACAAAGAGACGAAUAGUCUCAUUAUCUGUGAUCAAGGAAAUCGACGGAUCGUGCGAUGGUCUCUUGAUAAUCGCACCACUCAAAGAGAAAUACUCCUCGAGAACAUCGCAUGUUGGGGAUUGGCCAUGGAUGAUCAGAGACGUCUCUACGUCUCUGAUAUCGAAAAAGAUGAAGUAAGACGAUAUCAAAUGGGAGAGAAGGAUGGAACUGUUGUGGCUGGUGGUCAUGGACGAGGUGCUGCUUUCAAUCAACUCAGUGGGCCCACCUACAUCUUUGUUGAUCAACAACAGAAUGUCUACGUAUCAGAUACAUGGAAUCAUCGUGUGAUGAAAUGGAAUAAAGAUGCAACAGAAGGAAUUAUUGUUGUUCGAGGAUUUCCUCGAGGACUAUUCGUUGACAUGUCAGAAACCGUCUAUGUAGCAGACUAUGGGAGUCAUCGACUUAUGAGUUGGCCUAAAGGAGCGACAGAGGGCACUGUCAUUGCGGGUGGAAGUCCUGGUGGAGAAGAAGCAAAUCAAUUGUAUUAUCCCUGGGGUUUGUCCUCCGAUCAACAUGGCAAUCUUUAUGUUACCGAUCAUUCAAGCCAUCGAGUACAACGAUUUUCUAUCAGGCAGGCCAAUUAA
Messenger RNA from Rotaria sp. Silwood1, 924 nucleotides. NCBI's taxonomy places the organism in Eukaryota, Metazoa, Rotifera, Eurotatoria, Philodinida, Philodinidae. The record is from the annotation of a GenBank genome assembly.